UCGCGCGAGGACGAUCGAAUCCGAAAGAGAACCGCCCAUUGCCGGAAGCUCUCGCAUCCUCAAAUCGCCGCCGCGAUUCCGAUCACCACCGCCUCGUCCGCCGCCGCCGCCGGGCUAAGCUCGCCGGGGGAGCCAUGUCGCGGUCCAUGAGCAUGAGGUUGAGCAUGAGGUCGCGCCGCGACCUGCCCCCUCCCCAGCAGACAAUCCAAAAGCUUGAGAAUAUGGUGGCUGGAGGAAAUUAUUAUGAAGCCCAACAAAUGUACAAGUCAACAGGUGCAAGGUACAUUGCUGCUCAGAAGUAUUUGGAAGCCUUGGACAUCCUUCAGUCGGGAGCUUUAGUUCAACUGAAGCAUGGGCAGGUAACUUGUGGUGGUGAACUCGCUAUAAUGUUUGUGGACACCCUUGUCAAGGGAGCGUUUCCUUGUAAUGAAGAAACCUUUGAUCGUAUCAGAAAUAUAUACGACGCCUUCCCAAGGAUAUCUAUACCACAUUUCCUUGGAGAUGAUUAUGAUGAUGAUGGGCAGAAAUUAUCUGAAGCUAUUUCUGCUGCAAAAGUUCGUGCUGAGAGUUGUUCAUCAUUCAUGAGAGCUGCUAUCAGGUGGUCUGCUGAGUCUGGGACAUCAAGAAAUGGAUCUCCUGAGCUUCAUGUUAUGUUGGCUGAAUACAUAUAUUCUGAAUCUCCAGAAACGGACAUGACUAAAGUGUCAAGCCAUUUUGUGAGGGGAAAUGACCCUAAAAAAUUCGCCUUUAUGCUGGCGAACUUUAUGGGAAAGUGCUACCCUGGCGAAGAUGAUACCGCAAUUGCACGUGGUGUCCUAAUGUAUCUUUCACAAGGGAAUCUUAGGGAUGCAAAUUUGCUCAUGGACGAGCUGAAGGAUCAACUAAAAUCUGCUGACCUGGAACUCCCGAAAACAGAUUUAGUUCAGUUCAUUAAGUAUCUCUUACCAACGCUUGAAAGAGAUGCUUACCCUCUUUUUAGGACAUUGCGGCAGAAGUACAAGACAAGUACAGAUCGUGACCCUGUGUUUGAGGAGUUAUUAGAUGAAAUAGCUGCAAAAUUUUAUGGCAUACGGAGUCAGAGCCCUUUGGAAGGGCUUUUUGGUGACAUGUUUAAGAUAUAACGAUGAGAAAAGAAUUCCACCAUAAUUGUUCCAGCACAAAGCUCCGGACGGGCAUUUUGUUCGCUAAUACAAUUUUGCUGCUGGAAGAUAACCGCUGGUCGCCCGGAAAGAGCAUUAGAACAUGUUCUGCUGCUGCCUUCCUCAGUCAUGAUCAUCUGAGGCCAUACAUUUAGCUCCAAACUGCAUAUGCUCCAGAUACCACUGAUCCCUUGUAAAAACAUUUAAUGGAUUUUAUUGGUUUCUAAUUUCACCACCAUCUUUUUGUUUCUGCUUAUGCUUAUAAGCUAAAAUUUAAAUUUUCAAGCUUAAGUUUGGAGUUGAUUUUUGGAU
Molecule: messenger RNA, 1451 nt
Organism: Oryza brachyantha (malo sina)
Lineage: Eukaryota; Viridiplantae; Streptophyta; Magnoliopsida; Poales; Poaceae
Product: protein GET4
Exons: 12
Coding region: 135-1121 (328 amino acids)
Biological process (GO): protein insertion into ER membrane
Cellular component (GO): cytosol
Molecular function (GO): protein binding
Source: RefSeq, a predicted model, not a curated record